Messenger RNA from Symbiodinium sp. CCMP2456, 556 nucleotides. The record is from the annotation of a GenBank genome assembly. NCBI's taxonomy places the organism in Eukaryota, Dinophyceae, Suessiales, Symbiodiniaceae.
AUGGCCUUUCUCCGUGAGCUUGCUCGCCGCUUGCAGGAUACAUCCGACCAGCUUCGUGAGCUGGAACACCCCGAGGAUUGUCAGCACGAGGGCGAGUUGGACGCCCGCAGUAUCCUCAAUCAGAUCCAGCCCGGACCUGAGGAUGAGGUGGCCUAUGCGGCCUACACAGCAGGCGAUGAGGACGAGCAGUUAGGAUUUUGUGGCCCGAGUAUGGGCUGGGAGGAGUUGCUCUCCCUGCGCACCCCCUUUCGCCUCAUUCGCCGCUUUGUCAUCAUUCAAUCCUCAGGAAAGAAAAGAUGUAUCGAUGACGCACACUUGGGAUUUCCAAGCGACUUCAGUUCUGAUGGAAACAAGUUGCAAUUCUGCGUGAUUCAGCCCUGCCUCCAUAUCCAAGCUCUCGCAAGGGCCUUCGCCUUACGAGGAGUCGACCUCGAGUCCUGGCUAGACAGCAUCUCCACGUUUGGAGAGGACUUGCCUCACGCGUAUCGGAAGAUUCCGAUGCGACCCGACCACAGCUGGGCGUGCGUAGUUGCGUACUAUGACCCACCCGCCAAUG